CCUGUUUUUUUCUGACUGAGCUGCUGCUGUCGCUGUGAAGCAGAACAGCUCUUCGCUCUUCGCUCUUCAUCAGCUUAUCACUCCACCUCAGGACGAGUGACUGCACUACCUGCAAAUGGCCCUCCGGUGGCUGAGCUGCAGUACUGCAGUGUUGCUGCUCUUGGUUCACGUCGCCCCGGUCGUCGCACAGACGUCCUGUGGAGCCCCAGGGAUUCCUGGGAUACCGGGCACCCACGGGCCCAAUGGCAGAGACGGUACCAAAGGAGAGAAGGGAGACCCUGGUGAGUCAGGCCAGCCUGUCAGGGGCCAGAAGGGGGGGCCGGGUCUGCGGGGCCCCCCGGGACGGCCUGGGAUGAAGGGGGACGUGGGUCUGCCGGGGCCCCCCGGAUAUCCAGGCCAGCCUGGGGAGAAGGGAAGACCCUUCAACCCCUCCAAACAGGCGAGAGCCUUCUUCUCCCAAAAACGUCUGUUACCACAGUCACCAGAGAUCGACACAACCAUGAACUUCAACAGCGAUAUCUUACCGAACCUGGAUCAACAGUUUCAAGGAGUUUCGCUGACAAACGGAUCGUUCGUAUGCGUCAUCAAAGGCGUCUAUUUCUUCAGUUACCACAUAUCAGCAAAGAGCAGAGUGUGUCUGAAGCUGCUGAAGGGCAGCGACACUCACAUGACGCUGUGUGACAUAGCCGAGGGCUUCCUGGUCACCUCCGGCUCGGCGGUCCUGGAGCUGGAGGUCGGGGACACAGUCUCACUCCAGGCAACCAGGUACAACAACAUCGUGACGAGUCAGAGCAGCGCCAGCCACACCUUCACCGGCUUCCUGAUCUUCUCCACCGCCUAGAUCCGCGGCCUCUCACCCACACACGCAGUCAGAGGGAAUAAAAUGAGACUUUUAGUGACAUUUACAGCAAUCAAGUGAAAUAUGUGUUUUCUGUAAUCCAACAGCAGAAUUAAUAAAGGUUAGCUCAGCGGCCGCGUGUUGCAUGUUUUAGCCUGUUACAGUCAAAACAAAUCACAUGUACUUUAAAUUCCUGAUGUGCAUUUUUAAAAAAACAUAACACAUUUUAUAUCAAACUCCAACCUUUCCAGCAAAAAUCCAUUUCAGUGAGACAUUCAGAAGAUUUAUUCAAGUGUUUUAAGAUCAGUUAAAGGGACAGUCUGUAAUCCAAAUAUAAACAAAUUGCCUCGCCUUCAAAAAUGAAAGCACAAGACUGAAAUCUGCUACUGCUUCCAUACUGACUGACAUACUCUUCAUACAUUAUACCACUCUAACAUUAAACAACUAAAUCUA
Seriola dumerili (greater amberjack) is the source of this 1291-nucleotide messenger RNA. Its product is annotated as complement C1q subcomponent subunit B-like. Bases 116 to 841 code for a protein of 241 amino acids. Gene Ontology annotation, molecular function: protein binding. The transcript is spliced from 5 exons. The record is from RefSeq and is a predicted model, not a curated record. Lineage: Eukaryota; Metazoa; Chordata; Actinopteri; Carangiformes; Carangidae.